Messenger RNA from Iphiclides podalirius (scarce swallowtail), 270 nucleotides. The record is from the annotation of a GenBank genome assembly. Lineage: Eukaryota; Metazoa; Arthropoda; Insecta; Lepidoptera; Papilionidae.
AUGGAGUUAUGGUACUUCGCUCUGGUCUCAUCACUAGUAGAACCUAUCGCUGUGGUCCUAAUCCGCCGCGGUGACGUCACUGUCGUCAACAAAAGUGAAUUUCCCGUCCGGCCACGCGACGGCGGACAAACGAGAACAAUAAAGACGGCGAUUUUGUGCAUUAAGAUCUAUGACAAUGGCCGAUUAUCCGUUUGUACGUCUCUCGCACAAUCGAGGCGUGGCAUUGUCUGCGAGGGGCCAUUGUUCCCGCGGCGUGGACGGCUCGCUCCG